Messenger RNA from Prorocentrum cordatum, 992 nucleotides. The record is from the annotation of a GenBank genome assembly. Lineage: Eukaryota; Dinophyceae; Prorocentrales; Prorocentraceae.
GUUGCUUCGAACCGUACCCCCAAAAGCAAGGGCCAUUGAACGACGUGGUUGAGAUCCACGGUGGUCGACCCGGCGUCAUGCCUUUCGACACGACUCGCGGCGACUCCGCCGACCAGAUGCAGCCUUCGCUGCGCCAGGCCCUGGUCAAUUUUCCGACACCCACCGGCGCGGCCAGCAUGGCGGCCACGCGAGCCGUGCGCGCCCUGCCGCCGCACGCCGCCCCCGGAGAGCCGAGCCGCUCCGCCCGCGCGCCCGCGCUGGGCCCGCCGCCGAGCUGCACGCCGCAGGAGCAGCUGCAGGCCAUCCUCGGGAGGCUGCGCGCGGGCCCGCCCAGGGGCCCCCGGCACUCGGCCCAGCCCGCGAGCCAGCAGCCGCAGCGCGCCGACGGCGUGGCUGCGUGCGCGGCGGAGAGCAGCAGCCAUGAGGCCGGCCGGAUCGGGAACGACUCUUCGGGCCAGCGCGGCCAGAUUUCGAUGCAUGAUGCUGCCCCGUCCAGCAGCCAGGCCGACAGCUUCACCAGCCCGGCGGGGACGGGCCUCGCCUCCCCCGAGGCCGCCGCCGCCGCGGGCCUCUCCAGCCGGGGGGCCCGCCUGCACGGGCUGGGCCACUGCACGCCGUGCAAGUUCUUCCGCUCCCUCCGCGGCUGCCGCGACGGCGCGCUGUGCGCGCUGUGCCACGAGCCGCACGCGGAGCUCUCGAAGGCCGGGCUGCGGAAGGCCGCUCGCGCCAAGGCCAUGCAGCGCCGCGCCAUGUUCGAGAAGGUGGCCGCGGCGACGGCGAUGCUCGACGGCCUGCCCAAGGCGGCCGCCUGCCCGGGCUACGAGCAGGCAUCGGCAGUCCCCUGGCUGCGCAACAGCUUCACUCAUGCUCCUGACCCCAGCGGAGCGUCUUCGGCCAGCUCGACGUCCACGUCUUUACGGGGGAGCGGGGUCAGCUCCAGCCACGACCCCAGCGAAGGGCCGCCCUUCUACUGCCAGGUGCUCUCCCUGUGA